AUGAGAUACCUUCCUUUGAUUUGUCUAAUUAGCAAGACAAUCACAUGCCUAUCCACGCAAGGGCAGGUGAAUGUCGUCACAGUCAAUGGAGCAGAAAACCUUUCAAGCCCCUCAGCAGUCUGCACUCAAAUGGGCAUGCAGCCGUACUUCCUCCAGGCACAGGAUGUGAACACGGUCCUCGCAUCAAUGAAAGCAGCAGGCGUCCAGAGAGCAAACAUUGCAGGAUGGAAUGACGAGAAGAUCGACAUGGUAAUAGGCACAUCCGCAGGAGAAGUCACUCCCCUCGAUCACAACAACAAAACCAACAGUGUUCUUUGCUUGUCAGGAGGAGCAUCUGCGUCCACAACAGUUUCCAACACCGGGCCAUCAAGACCCGCAGAAACUCCUUGCUCCUCUGCAGGAUCUCCUGUAGCCCCAGGCCCAGUGAGACCCUCAUGCCCCGCUGUGCCAGCUGCAGGAUGCUGCGCAGUAGAAAAAGAGUGCAAAGCUCCCUGCGUAGAGAUCAAAGGCAACGUGUGCCCCACAGUCUGCUGCAAGCCAACAAAAUGCGUCGUAAAAAGAAGACCCACUCCCUGCGACUCGCCAUGUGUUGCCAACUACCCCCACAAGAAAGUCUACGUAAUUGACGAGCUCUCUCUCUUCUGCGGGCCCUUCAUCAGAAUAGUUGAGACAAGAUGCAGACCAUUCGCAAGAGACACCAUUUGGACAAUCUCCAAGGCACUUCCCUACCACAUUGGACAGAUUGGCGUUCCAUCAAUGCUCAGAAGCGCUGAGUACCUGCACAAAAUUCUGUGCGAAGCCAGAUCCAAGUUCAGCGCGUGCGGAUGUGUGUGCUUGUUCAUUGAUCACUUCAAUAAUGUCUUUAUUGCAGUUGGUGAUGACUACUACCAGGUCAUCCCUAACGGACAGUGCAUGCCAUGCAGACCAUUCCCCAACCCAUGGGGGCCAUUCCCAAGAGGCCCAGGCCCAGUGAUUCCAGGCAUGCCCUUCCCAGGAUUCUGCCCACCAAGAUGCCCACCAAUGUGUCCACCAAUGUGCCCACCAGCAGGAAGAAACUGCUCGCCAUGUGCUCCUAAGGUGAAGUGCGCCCCUAAGAAUGGAACUGAUGGAUGCGGAAAACCAUGCCCACCAUGCUUCACGUUCUGCAAGAUCUCAUGCGAGCGUAUGGUCCAGAUCAGAAGAAGAGGUCUUUACGCAGUUCUUUUCUCCACACAUCUUGAGUUAUACUAG
This is a messenger RNA of Nematocida minor, 1230 nucleotides long. RefSeq lists its product as uncharacterized. Lineage: Eukaryota; Fungi; Microsporidia. The transcript has a single exon. Bases 1 to 1230 code for a protein of 409 amino acids. The record is from RefSeq and is a predicted model, not a curated record.